CAAGUCAAGGAAUCAUUCUGCUUGCGGCUUCGAAGACAUAUUCAUUAGUCCGCUGUUCAUCAUGGUCCUUGUUGGCAUUUCAUUUACUCUUUCUGUUUGUUCCUAGCCUCUGAGCCCACUCGCCAUUAUGGCCACUGAGUCAAACGAGACAAGCCCGCUGCUAUGAAGAGGCCGCCGGAAUGAUAGGCACUGCCAGUACCAAACCCGCUCACACUGAGUCAUAGACAGGCAGGGCUGCUCUAAUGUUAUAAUUUAUUUAUAAACUAUUAUUUUGUGCUACUCGUUCCUUCUUUGCUAGCUACUACUAGUACUCGUCCUGCUAGCUGAACUUCGCAGUGCUGUCUCUUAUCUUUCUCUUUCCGUCUCUCUCUCGUCUGCACAAGCAAUGGCUUCCUCUCGUAGCUCUGUACAGCACAUUUCCCAGUUCGCAGCGCGAAAAGAGCAAGAAUGGCGAGAAGCGAACGAGCAGCGGCUCACUGCCCUGCAGCUGGCAAUGAAGGAGGCAGAAGAAGAGCUAGGGCGAGAGCGCGCGCGCUUCCAGCAGCUAGAGGACGACUUCAAGUUCAACCUGCAGGUCGUGCAGGAGCGCGACGCCGAGCUGGAGCGCUACGACAGCGUCUUCAGUCAGAUUAGCGUGCACCUGAGCGGCAAGGACAGCGAAGUCAGCGAGCUACGAAUAUCGGUCGACGAGCUGUCGCAGAAGCUGCAGCACGCUCGCGACGGAGAGCAUAGAGCUCAGCAGGAGUACGCGGCGCGGCUACAGGGCGUGCAGCAGGACGCAGAGCUGCUGCGCGUAGAGAAAGACAAACAGCUACGCGACGAGCGUGAACAGUUCGAAGCCAGCAAGCGAGACUACCAGCUACUGCUAACUAAACUGGAGGAGGAUUCUGCCCAGAAAAACAGGAACAUAAGCAGUGCGUUCGAAGAGGCUCUCGGGCAGCGAGAGCACGAGUUUCAGCUCAGCCAGGACGAGUUAUCGUCCACGCUUCAUAGUCGCGAGCUGCAACUCCGCAGCGUGUCUGGCGAGCUGGAGAAGUGCAAGCAAUCGCUAAAGAAAUGCCAGGAUGAGUGUCGGAAAGUGGAAGAGGCUAGCAAGCAAAAUGGGAAGCUUGUGCAGGAGAUGCGCUGGACGAGCGAGAGCCAAGACACAACGCAAAAAGCAAGGAUAUCAGAGCUGGAGACUGAGUUGCUGGAGUCUCGGCAGGAGGCAUCGGUUCUGAGGCGAAACGGCGAAGAGAGGUCUCAGCAACUUCAAGAAACACUCCAGGAGUUGAAAAGAAGUCAAGAGGCCACAAGGGAGGCCCACAGUCAGGAGUGUCACAAAUACCAAUCGGCAAUCGCACAGCACCGUGCCGAGAUAGAGAACAGCCGUGCAGAGUGCCGGAGACUGCAAUGGUGCAGUGAAGAGACUGGCAGGCAACGUGCUGAGGAUGUCUGCAGGUUACAGCGAGAUUUGGAGGAGGUGCGCGCCGAGGCUGACCAGCUGCGUAGCACAGCGUCGCAAGACUGUGCUGCACGCGACGUGGAGACCAGAACCCUGCGUGAGCAAGUCAAGCUGGCCAGACAGCGGCAGGAGCAACACGACAAAGAACUAGAGAAGUACAAAGCCGAACUCCAAGCGUCGCUGGCACGGCAGUCGUCAAUGGAGCGGACCCAUGACAAGGAGCACUUGGAGUGGCAGCAACGCUUGGAGACCUGUCAGCAUCAGCAGCAUCAGCGUCAGGAAGAACUGGUUGAGGCACUGAUGAAAGCCCGUGAUGAGGCCACAGCACUGGCUGAGCAGAGAUUGUCUGAGCUAUCGCAGCGGGACAGGGUACUACGCCUGCUGCAGGCCAGCAGAGCACAGGCGUUACGUGUGCUGGAGGAGAAUGGACUGGAAAAUCCUGGAGGGGAGGCAGAGCUGGUUGCCCUUGCAGAGGACACAGCGCUCGCAACCGAUUUGCAGAUUCAGAAUGAAAAUCUCCGCACUGUGAUCCGAGCAAUGCGUGAAGAGAUGGAACAGCUCGGUGCCAAGUCAGCUGACACGGCGCAGAAGUACAGCUUUUCUGACAAGUCAGACUACUCUGUGGCACUGGAGAAAGAGUUAUCAGACGUGAAGCGUACUAAUCGCGCUCUAAAGCUAGCGCUAGAGGAAGCGCAGGUGGCGGUGACAUCAGCCAAGGCAGAGUCGUCAUCUCAAGCCGUCGCUGUUCGGCAUUGCAGUGAGGAGAUGUCACAUCUCCGGGCACAACUCGAUGAAAGUCGACAAACAGUUGAUCGACUGAUCCACGAGAAAACGGAGAGUGUAGCAGCACUGCGACAUGAGCAGCUACGUUCUGUUCAUCUCCAGCAAAUCAUGUCCAGGUUGAAGGGAAAGACCAAGGGAGAUGUACAUAUUUCAGAGCUACCAGGCUCCCUGUCUAAACUAGCCGAUGUGGAGUCCCGGUUGCAGACAGCACUGUGGAGAAUCACGCAGCUGAGCGGAGAACGAGAUCGCCUUACUCAGCUCAGCAACAAACAACGCGCUACCAUCCGCCACCUAGAAACCUCGCUUGCCUCUGCCGCCACCAAUGCUGCAACUACAACUCCUGCUGCUGCUGUGAAUACUAGUGGGCAACCUGGAUAUGCAUUAGCGGCUACCGUAGGCACAAGUCACCCACACCAACACACACUGCAGCCACCAGCAGUGCAUCAGGAUGACAGAGGCUAUGCGGGCGCACCCGCCAGUGCUUACCAAGAUCGGAGGUCGCCUGCGCCUGCAGGUAUAGAUGUGAGGACACAUCAGCGUCAUGUAGAGCGUGCUGUGCGGCAGACUGGCAGCCAUGCAACACAGGCAAGCCAUCCAGAACCACACUACACUGUUCAGCAGCGUGACGCAGGGAAGACGAGGUCGAGCCAGAGUCGUAUUCCUGUUGCCACUCACCAGACAAGUAGCUCGGAGAAGCUUGUGCAGUCAGCUCCGAAGACCACCACACAUCCACAGCACAACAUGGUGACAGCAGCAGCAGCAGUAGCAGCACCCCAUACGUAUUCACCUCGUCUGCACGCUGGUCGGGAUGCGAGUGACGGGCCUGGGCCUGGGUCGCUCCGCCAACCCACUGAUGUCAGUCCAUUGUCUCUGUCCAGCUCCAGCGCCGCUGCUGCUGGUGUUCAUCAUGGGGCUGCUGCUCGCCCAAUGUCACAUGACCCAAUGUCACAUGACCCUAGGUCAUAUGACCCAAUGUCACGCAACCCUACUAGACACGACACUCUGAGGACUUCACCGGAAACUUCCGAGUCCAUGCAGCAUGUCUGGGCUAUGCUGGAUAAGGGAUUGUCCGAGAUUGAUAGCACUGAUACUGCACGAUCUGCUGCUCUCAAGUAGUGGAGAGCCUGUACCUGGUGCCGGUGUAGACAUCGGUGCAGCCACGGUCAGCUCUGUGUGGACAUCGGUGCAGUGUGGCCUGUGCUACUGAUCAUCGGCAAGGCGUAUAGUGCAUCCUACCUACUGAUCCAAGGCGUAUAGUGCAUCCUACCGACUGCAAGGCGGAUAGUGCAUCCAAGGCGUAUAGCGCAUCCUACCGACUAAUGCAAGGCAUGUGGUGCAUCCUACCGACUGGUGGUGGCUGCAGUCAUUGCCUACACAGAGUGAUUCCUGCACAGCUGUACGGCUUGCUGCAUGCUAUACUUCCACGCUCCGGAAGUAGAAUCGCUGCAUUGCAUCGACUGAUGCUUCACGUCCAGGGCAGUGUUGUGAAGAAUGACUGGUGUAGAAACUCUACGUUUUCGCCCAGAGUUGCUCCGGACUUUGAAGGCAAGCGAGCAGCCACGUCGUUAUCAGUGAAGUUUGGACUGCAAAUCAACUACAGAACAGAAACUCGAGAUGGCGACAUGUCGUUCUAGCUUGAGAGCUACAUGCCCCUCUCUUGGCUGAUUACGUGUGAUUAGGUUGUAAGUUUACUAAGAACUCUGCAAAUCACUGCUCAAUCACUGCUCAAAGCGACAUGCACUAGAUAGGCAGAGAAGAUGUUGUCCUGGACCUGUAGUUCUGCUGGUAUAAAUCAUUAUUACAUACCAGGGAGUCGGUAUUUUACGACUUCCUGUUACAUACGCAGCUGGAAUGCAACAUGCUUUUUUUGUGGUUUUACGGUGUACGGUGUUGACGCAGCCAGUUUGCUUGCUUGCAAUUCGCUGCCUUCCUGCCAAGUGUAUUGGGUGUCUUGGUGUUGGAUUUUGUUUUCAAAUCUACUAGUCUCUAAAUGUUGCAGACAAUGCUGCAGUUCAUGUCUGUUUUUAUUGAAGGUUAGUACAAUUGUGUACUUUAAUCUCUAAAUGUACCACCACCACCAGAUUGAAGUAUUUUCACAUAUUUACGUAUCAUCACAUUAUUAAAUUUAAUGGAUGUACCCCCCCC
Messenger RNA from Sycon ciliatum, 4372 nucleotides. RefSeq names its product coiled-coil domain-containing protein 57-like. The record is from RefSeq and is a predicted model, not a curated record. The transcript has 12 exons. Gene Ontology annotation, biological process: cilium assembly; microtubule nucleation; positive regulation of mitotic cell cycle. NCBI's taxonomy places the organism in Eukaryota, Metazoa, Porifera, Calcarea, Leucosolenida, Sycettidae. Gene Ontology annotation, cellular component: centriolar satellite; spindle microtubule; centriole. Bases 386 to 3343 code for a protein of 985 amino acids.